CCAACGGCUUUCCGAACCAAACGCAACCGAGAAAUCCCGGGAAGAAAUCAUGCUCGAGAAGGAUUAAGUUUUUGAGUGUUCUAUACCCUAUACACUUCAUCUCCUAACUAAAGGUUUCUUUGCGCGUUUUUCGAUUAGUUUGUUCUUUCGAUUGAAUUCAAUCUGUGCCUCAUCAUGACCAACCACAGAUGGGUUUUAUUUUCGGUCCUUUCGAUGGCCGCGCUCAGUUCGGUGGUCAAUGGAAACGAUGGCAGCAGUGGCGAGGUUGGAGCACUUCGGAAGGGACCUCAGCUCGGAUGCCACAAGCGAGUUUUCACAUACCGGGUCACGCAAACGGAUGCCAAGGGGCGGGAAUGUUGGGACCAUGUGAGUGUUCUGUCCUGUCACGGACGCUGUGAUUCGAACGAAAUCUCCGACUGGCGAUUCCCGUACAAACGGUCCCAUCAUCCGGUUUGUGUGCAUGCCGGAAGAACCCGAUCGGUGGCGGUGCUGCGCCACUGCGAUAAGGAAGCGGAUCCAGAGGCGAGGCUGUAUGAGUACAUGGAACCGAAAUCCUGCAACUGUCAGACCUGCACCAGUAUGGACACCAGCUGUGAAGGGCCCAAGCAGCUGAGCACGGAUUCUGUGACCAAAGUUUUCCAGCUCGACGAAGAAGAAAUUGAAUCUGAAUAUGCUUAGUAGGGGGUUUCGAGGGUAUCUGUCUCUCGACCCCUGCCCUAAUUAAAAAGAAACACACUGAUGAACUGAUCGCCAGUCCCAAGUUGAUUGCAAAAAUUUGCUACAAGUGAUGAUAUUAUUACUUCCUUGCAACGGUAGAUUAUAGUAUUUAUUUUUCUAAUGAUAGUCUACUCAAGUUUAGUGUAUAAUAUAUUUACAACGAUGUUCAUAUACAGAAAAAGAAUAAUAAAUAAUUAUAAACGUUUAGA
Molecule: messenger RNA, 926 nt
Organism: Uranotaenia lowii
Lineage: Eukaryota; Metazoa; Arthropoda; Insecta; Diptera; Culicidae
Gene: Gpb5
Product: thyrostimulin beta-5 subunit
Exons: 2
Coding region: 175-678 (167 amino acids)
Biological process (GO): G protein-coupled receptor signaling pathway
Cellular component (GO): cytoplasm; extracellular region
Molecular function (GO): hormone activity
Source: RefSeq, a predicted model, not a curated record